Messenger RNA from Aedes albopictus (Asian tiger mosquito), 6592 nucleotides. RefSeq lists its product as uncharacterized. The coding region runs from base 2295 to 4265 and encodes 656 amino acids. The transcript has 2 exons. Gene Ontology annotation, cellular component: nucleus. NCBI's taxonomy places the organism in Eukaryota, Metazoa, Arthropoda, Insecta, Diptera, Culicidae. The record is from RefSeq and is a predicted model, not a curated record. Gene Ontology annotation, molecular function: DNA binding.
AGUGAUUUUUUUUUAUUAAGUGGAAUGCCGGCAGGGUACUCGGGCACCCACGAAACUGAACUGAUCAUAUCUCCGUCAAUUUUUCACCGAUUUUAAUAAUGUUUGGCUCAUUCAAUUCAAACACUCAUUAUCACCCCUGGGGAAAUAUUUGGUUAGACUGAUCUGAUCACCGUGGUUUUAGAAAAAUCCGCAUUUUCGAGAACAUGUCCUUAUACCAUGGCCAGCCAUGGUCCCACAGGAAGCCAGUUCCGAAAUCACAGCUUCAAAGUCAACACGUUUUAUGAUCCCAGGCUCGUCAGAUACUAUAUGCUGGAACAAUUUUAGGAUGAUUGAUACCGAUAUUGCUACUAACGUUCCAAAAAUCCCAUACAUGAGCAUGAGCAUAGAUGACCACACAAUUCGUAGUUGCUACUCCGUGAUUGACCGGAGCAAUCGAAACUGCACAGAGAACCAAUGAAUGGGGCUUGGGACUAACACAGCAUUCUCAAUGUACACAGUUAAAGAACUCUCAACUAUAUUAAGGCCAAUAACGGCGCCGGCCACGUCCUUACGGUCAUCUAUGAUUGGAAGGAUUGUUAGUAAGAUAAACGGUGUUAUAGAGUUCGAGAAUCGCUGCACCUCCACGUUUGUCUCAGGAAGGAAUUCUUGUUAGUAGGGAAGGGUAACCACCAUUGUCGAUCUAGGAGUCACCCAUGGUUGGUGAUACGAUAUGACAAUGAUACAAACCGCCGCCCACAACCGACCUUUUUUUCACGUGAAAACAAGCCAAAAAGAAAAUUCUAUCGUGCAUCUUCACACUAGGGAGCAGAAACCUUUAAUCUAUUCCACACAGAAAGGAACUGAACGUGAGGCUAAAGAUGCCAGUACACAGAGUCAAAUAUUUGUCUAAAAAAUGUCAAACAGAUAUUGCUUCUUGAGUUCUUUCCUUGUCACAUAUUUGACCCUGUGUACUUGAGGCCUUAGCUUAGAAGUCUACUGAUUUAGAUAAACUUGAAUCGAGUAUAGAUAGAAAUGUUUACUACAAACUAUAAACAAAAUCCUUUGGAAAGUUGUUUAGCCACCAUAUUUGUAAUUCGCCAACGAUCCCGUACAUUGUAUUGUAUAAAAAGAUGGACCCGGAAAUUCAGAUUUUCUGGCACCCACGGUGAUUGGACAGUAGCAUGGGACACGCUUGUAUGAAAAAAAUAAAUCCUCGCUCCAGUUGACUUUUUGGAUUCCAUUUAGGUCCCAUAUAAACUGUGCGAAAUUUCAGCGCGAUCGGUGAAACUAUAAUUUAGCGCAAGCGCUUCAAAGUUUGCAUAGGAUUUACUAUAGGAAAUGUAACACUUACAGAAAAAAAUCCCAGAGGGCGCCCCUUAUCUCCUUAAUUCAAAUCGAUCCACGCUCCUUGUGGAAAAUUCAUCCAUGAAUCAUUCCUUCGAAGACCGCAAAACGAUUGGAAGCUUGUGAAAAAAGUUAUUUAAUUAUUACCUACCAACUAGUAAUCCGACUAAUGGCUCAUUGUUUUGAUUUAUCAGCAGCACUGCAGCUGCCGCUGUUGUAUGGGGUGGCGGGAGGCGUCACCACCCCCAGCAACAGCAGCAGCCAAAGCAGCAGCUGCAGUGCUGCUAAUAAAACAAAGCAAUGAGCCAUUCGUCGGAUAACUAAUUGGUAAUAAUUAAAUAACUUUUUUCACAAGCUUCCAAUCGUUUUGCGGUCUUCGAAGGAAUGAUUCAUGGAUGAAUUUUCCACAAGGAGCGUGGAUCGAUUUGAAUUAAGGAGAUAAGGGGCGCCCUCUGGGAUUUUUUCUCUGUAAGUGUUACAUUUCCCAUAGUAAAUCUUAUGCAAACUUUGAAGCGCUUGCGCUAAAUUAUAGUUUCACCGAUCGCGCUGAAAUUUUGCACAGUUCAUAUGGAACCUAAAUGGAAUUCAAAAAGUCGACUGGAGCGAGGAUUUGAAUUUUGUCCCAUGCUAUUGGACAGGUCCAACCAAAUAUUAUCUCGAUAAAAAAUGAGUUUCUGAGAUUAAUAUUUUUUUUAAAUUGGCGGGAGUUUCACGGAGAUAUGAUCAUUUUAAUUUCAUGGGUACCCGGGUGCCCUGCCGGCAUUCUACGGGUUCUUUUUGUUGGCCACACAACGGUUAAAGCACGUCUACGAACGCCUGUGAUACGCAUUCCUUCUUUUCUUAUUUUUUUUAAUUUGAUAUUGCUUUGUACUUUAGUGUCAUUUUAUCCCGUAUAUCUUGAAUCGAAAAGUCUACUCAAACCGUAAAUUUCAUUUUGAUUUUCUGUAGGAAAAUCAUGGUUUAAGCUUUUCAUGAGGCGGCAUCCUGAUCUAAGCCUUCGAACUCCUGAAGCAGUGACGGCAGCUAGCUCUAAGGUGACGGAAAAGGAUAUUCGAAACUGGUUCCAAAAUGUCUUCAGCUAUCUGGUGGACAAUAACCUCACCGACGUAUUGCUGGAUCCUGCCAGAGUUUUAAACGGAGAUGAGACUGGAUUUAGUCUCAAUCCUGUUCCCAAACAAGUGAUCGCGGCAAAAGGUAAAAAGGACAUUUCUUUCGUUGAAUCUACCAACAGCAAGCAAAACAUAACAGUAAUGUUUUCGUUUGCUGCAAAUGGAAACGUUCUGCCGCCUGACGUCAUCAUAAAUCAAAAACGACCUAGCCGAGAAGUUCUACGUGCCUUCCCUGGAAGCUGGGGAAUCGGCUGUUCUGAAAAUGGGUGGAUGGAUACCACAAAUUUUGCACUCUACGUUAGAAAAAUCCUUUAUCCGGCAUUGAAGAGUGCAGGAACUACCUUUCCCGUGUUGUACUUUGUGGACGGCCAUAGUUCACAUACGGCGUUAGAGGCCGCCGAUGCCUGUGAAGCUCUAGGGAUAAUCAUGAUUGCUCUAUUCCCUAAUGCCACGCGAAUUCUGCAGCCAGCCGAUGUAGCCAUAUUCAAGCCGCUUAAAAACAGUUGGGGGAAAAUUGUGGAUGCUUGGCGAGCGGAUCACCCAUCGGAAAAAUUAACGCUGGUAACUUUCGGGCCAUUGUUGGAGGAAGCUAUGAGCUCUGCGUUCAAAGAGAACACAAUAAAAAACGGUUUUCGAGUGUGUGGAUUGCACCCUUUUGACGCUAAUGCGGUUGAUUACACAAAAUGUCUGGGCAAGAGUGCAACAGAUGAGGAUGUUGAAGACACAACUGCGACGAUGGAUCUGCAUACCGCUCCAACGAACGAUGAAAUGACCUCUGAGACUGAACGAUGCAUUGCAGUACCAGAAAGCGCAAUGGAGAUGGCAAUCGAAAUGAUUGGCCCAUCGAAAAUUAAUUUGUACCGCCUGGGAGAUUCAGGUAGCUUGUCUCCCGAGGACCGCGCACUAUGCUUCAUUUAUGAAAACAUAUUGCGGUUGAGAGAGCCUUACGUGGAGUGUACAGUUGAUAUCAACCAGGAGAAUACGCACAACGAAUCUAUUCUACAGCCAGAAAAUGUAUUUGAGGAUAUUGACGAGUUUGACGAUCCAAUACAAUUCAACGAUCCUUACGUGGAGUGUACAGUUGAUAUCCAUCAGGAGAAUACGCACAACGAAUCUAGCCCACAGUCCGAAAAUGCGUUUGAAGGUAUUCAAGAGUUUGGCGAUCCCAUCCAAUUCAACGAUAUGGAAAACGACGUAUUCGAUGAUCAGACCGGUGUUGAUUCUACUGCACAGAAACAUCAGAACCUGAAAGGUAAUUUAUUAAAUAAGCUUCUACCCAUUUAUCUAACAGAUAUCAACAACAAGCGAUCCAAAUCACAUUGCUUAAAGGUUCCUGUACGUGUUUUUCACUUCGAUCUCAUGUGCACUAUGUUCUUGCACGUAAUAGUAACGAUGUAUUGUUUUUGUAUUUUCUCACCAGAUGUCACUACACCACUACGCGACUUAACAAACCUAUCGGCAGCACCGACUGUUGAAGACUUUUUCGUUUCGCCCCCGACUCCAAAGAGGAACCCGAAGCACCGUCAUUAUGCCUAUCGAACCAACGCGAUACUAACGGCGUCAGAAAGAUUGGCAGAACUUGAAGUUUUGGAAACGAAGAAACAAGAGGUGAAAGAACUAAAAAAGAAAAGACUAGAAAUUCGUGAAAUGCGAAAAAAAGAGAAGGAAAAGCUUACGGAAGAAAGAAAGGCGAAGCAAAUCGAAAAGAAACAACUGAGAGAGUUAUCAAUUCAGCAGAGAACUGAAAAGGCACUAAAGAGAAAACAGGAAAGAGAUAAGAAGCAAGAGGAAAAAAUGUCUAAAAAACAGAAGAAGCAGAAGUUGCUAAUCUGAACAAGUUGAGAUAGAGAAGAGCAGGAUUAUAACAGUAGAGUAAAGAUAAGUAGAGAAAAUGAUGUUCAAUAAAUGAAUAAUUUUCCAAAUCUAAAUGUAACUAGCAAAUACUUUACUUAAAUCGAAAUAUACUUUAUUUUUACUAAAUUUACUUAGGGUCUGGGACCAUUUGGGCAGGAGCACCUAUUUUGGGCACUUGCUGCUAUAACUUAGUUAAUUUCAAACCAAUUUACAUGCAUUUUUGUACAUGGCUACAGUAUCUCACCAUAUACCUUAAAUCAAGUCAAUUGGUUAAAAACUGACUGAGUUACAGCAGCAAGUGCCCAAAAUAGGUGCUCCUGCCCAAAUGGUCCCAGACCCUAUUCUAAUUUUACAGCUUCUUUGUCCACGACGGCACUACGUGAGCGGGGUAUUUUUUAAUUACUGUGUAGGCCCGUAUACAGAAAAGGCAGUAAGGGAGGGGUUUUGGUUUUGCCUAAAUUCAGCAAAAGGCGGAGAGGCGCCUAGUAUGUGGAAAAUCGAAAUUUGGGGAGGGAUUGGGGGUUGGUAAACCCCAAAACCCUUUCCUUAUGUACGGGCUUGGUACAGAGUCUAUGAAUCAUUGUUUUAUUAACUAACACUGUUGGCGCUGAUCACUGCGCGUUGCUGCUUCUGUUGAACAUCGUCGUCGAUAGAACGAAAAACGCGGGGUGUUAUUGCUGUAUCUAUGCGAGUACAAUGCUUAUUGCAAGGUUUAUUGUCCGUGUGAGGCGCUUAAGAGAAACUAAAUCCAAUAUACAACGAUUGCGCAACAAUGGCAAUAAAUUGAUUCACUAAACAGCAUCAGUAGCUGCGUAAACCAUGAAUGUUUUGCUUUUUUAAAUGUUUCAUAAAAUUAUGAAUGAAUGAAAUAACGAGACGUUUACGCAGGAAAAUAUUUAACGUAGCGAUUUACGUUGUUUAGUACAUCCCCGUACAUAGUCGCAAUCUGCAUUUGUUCUGACAAUACACCUAAUACGACAUAAGUUUGUGCCAAAUUGAACAGAAUAGGGUCUUGAACCAUUUGGGCAGGUGUACCUAUUUUGGGCACUUGUCAUUAUAACUAAGUCAAUCUUAUACCUAACUAGCUGUCCCGGAAAACGUCGUACUGCCUCCUACUGUGUUUUUGACAUCCAGAAGAAAAGACCCCUCAGAAUGGAAUUUUAGAUUUUCCCGUUUUUGGUACCAGUACGCAGUUGUGAAGAAAUAACAGUUCAAAUGGCACUAACUGUAAACAGUUUCUGACAGGAAUCGGUCAAGCAAAAUAGAGAAAUAGAUUGAAAAUUGGUAAAUAUACGAGUAGUUCUAUUUGGUUGGCACCCGGGUAACCUGCCGGCUACCACCUUAUAAAUAUAGGAACUCGUCAUCCUGCACAUCCUCGCUUUUCAAUUAGAUUUUUCCUUCCCAUAGAUAUAUAUUUAAAUGUUGUUGGAUCUAGCCGAGUCUGUACUUCUUACUAUCAAAAACCAUUUGAGUAAAGAAAAUUGAAGUCGUAAAAAGUGUGUGGGGUAUCCUGCCAGCAACACUAGGAUUAACGACGUUUAGCAGCGGAUAAAUGCGUUUUAUUUUUCCGAUUAGCAUUAGAAGUGACAAUUACUUUGGUUUGAAAAACACAUUAUUGCGUAAUUGCUUGCAUAUGACGCAAAUUGGUUGAAAAGAAUAAAUUGCGGCUCACCCUAUGGUUUUGUAAUAAUGGAAUGAAAAACCCAUUUGGCCCUUUGGGAAUAUCGAUUUGGUACGCUGGUAGUAGUAAAUGUUUACAUUUUUUUUCUGUCAACCAUUUCUCAACAAACGGCAAUCGGGCUACAGCAAAUAUUCUAGUUACAACGAAAAGUUGAAGAAUUGCCUUUCGGAAGUUUUUUAUUUCCUUGUAAAAUACAUGAAAUUGAUUGUCGCAAUAAGUAAGAAAAGCAGCUCAGUGAUUUGGUAACUAAGUGCACUACUUCCGACGCUCCCGUUUUAUGUAGAGGAAAAGAAAGACCGAUUUGCGCUACUGGUGUUGAUUAACAAUUUACAAUUAAUAUGACAAUACGAGUGAGUUUUGGCGAUCUGCCGAAGAGGUUUUUUGUGUGCCGUAAAAGCAAUCUUGAAAACGGAAAUUAGUCCCAGAUCAUGUGAAUUAAAACGAUUAAAUAACCAUUUUCCGAGAAAAACUGAUUUUAUUUGCUAAUCUCUAUUGAAGGUAAAUAUGUUAAACAUGUUGUGUGACCGAAAAUAUGUCAACCAAAUGGUUUGUAUCUAUGUAUAAACGAGCAUAAACUAAACGCCCUUACAUGUUGUGCCGGGAAUGGGGUCGAAAACCCUAUGAU